UCUGGACUCUAUUUUGCUCUGAAAAACAGCAGGAUUUUUGUUGAUUUUUUUUUUUGAUAUUUUUUGGGUGGAGGGAGAAAAAAUCAUUCAUUGUUUCCAGGAUCUCGAACAGUCGGGAUUUCCGAUCCUGUUUGCUUCUUUCUUUCUUCUUUCUUUUUUAUCGAAUCACGUGGUUAUCUGAGUUUUGCUCGGAUUCUUGGGAAUCUUUACUCCCUGGUCGCUCUUAGAUCUCGCCUUUUGCUGUGUCCCAACAUUAAUAUAUAGCUGGGAAGUAGCGUUCAGAUCUGAUCCACUUUUCUUCUCCCUGCCUUUCCGCAAGGCGCUGCCGGAGCCCUUUCCGGCUCGGUCCUGAGUUACAUUCUCUAGAGCCUUCUGCUUUCAACCAUGUCAGACCUACAAACUCCUCUGCGUCCUAAAAGGAAGAAGGAUUGGGUGGAUUACUUGGUCCACUUCCGAUGGAUAGUUGUUAUCUUUGUUGUCCUUCCAAUCUCGUUCACAAUCUACUUUCUUACAUAUCUAGGAGAUGUAAAAUCCGCAAUGAAAUCCGAAAAGCGUCGUCAGAAGGAACAUGAAGAGAAUGUCAAAAAGGUUGUUAAUCGCCUCAAGCAGAGGAAUCCAAAGAAAGAUGGUCUUGUGUGCACGGCAAGGAAGCCGUACAUUGCUGUUGGCAUGCGUAAUGUUGAUUACAAACGUGCAAGACAUUUUGAGGUGGAUCUUUCAGCAUUUAGAAACAUCCUUGAGAUUGACAAAGAGAGAAUGAUUGCAAAAGUGGAGCCUCUUGUAAAUAUGGGUCAGAUUACAAGAGCUACUGUUCCUAUGAAUCUUGCCCUUGCUGUUGUUGCAGAGCUUGAUGAUCUCACUGUUGGAGGAUUAAUUAAUGGAUAUGGAAUUGAGGGAAGCUCACACAUCUAUGGCCUUUUCUCUGAUACAGUAGUUGCCUAUGAAGUUGUGCUUGCAGAUGGACGAGUGGUUAGGGCUACUAAAGAUAAUGAAUACUCUGACCUUUUCUAUGGGAUUCCCUGGUCUCAAGGAACACUUGGACUAUUGGUUUCUGCAGAGAUUAAACUCAUACCCAUCAAAGAGUAUAUGAGGCUAACUUAUGCUCCAGUGAGGGGCAAUUUGAAGGAACUUGCGCAGGCUUAUGCUGAUUUUUUUGCACCUAGAGAUGGGGACCAAUCAAAAGUCCCAGACUUUGUUGAGGGAAUGAUUUACACGCCAACUGAAAGUGUCAUGAUGACUGGGAGAUAUGCUUCUAAGGAAGAGGCAAAGAAGAAAGGCAAUGUCAUCAACUGUGUUGGGUGGUGGUUUAAGCCAUGGUUUUACCAGCAUGCUCAGAAAGCACUUAAGAAAGGUGAAUUUGUGGAAUACAUUCCCACCAGAGAUUAUUACCACAGGCACACAAGGUGCUUGUACUGGGAAGGAAAGCUGAUCCUACCAUUUGGGGACCAAUGGUGGUUCAGGUGGUUUUUUGGGUGGCUGAUGCCUCCAAAGGUUUCUCUGCUUAAGGCCACCCAAGGUGAAGCUAUCAGGAAUUAUUACCAUGACAAACAUGUGAUCCAGGAUUUGCUGGUCCCUCUCUACAAAGUUGGGGAUGCCCUUGAGUAUGUGCACCAAGAAAUGGAGGUAUAUCCAAUCUGGCUCUGCCCCCAUCGUCUCUUCAAGCUCCCUGUGAAAGCUAUGGUGUACCCCGAACCAGGCUUUGAGCUACACUACAGGCAGGGAGACACGAGCUAUGCUCAAAUGUUCACAGACAUUGGUGUGUAUUAUGCUCCUGCAGCUGUCCUAAGGGGUGAGGAAUUCAAUGGCACCGAAGCUGUCCACCAACUUGAGGAAUGGCUGACCCAAAAUCAUGGUUUCCAGCCACAGUAUGCAGUUUCUGAGCUCACAGAGAAGAACUUCUGGAGGAUGUUUGAUGGGGCUCACUAUGAGCAUUGCCGCCGGAAGUAUGGGGCCAUUGGGACCUUUAUGAGUGUCUACUACAAGUCCAAGAAAGGGAAGAAGACAGAGAAAGAGGUGCAGGAAGCUGAGGCGGCCAUCCUUGAACCAGCCCAUGCUGAAGAAGCUUGACCUGAGCAACUGUUUAGAAUUUAGAUUUGGUAGGAAUUUGCCAAUGGAGCGGAACCACUACCCCUCCUACGUUUGAUGUUGUAAUUUGGAGCAGUUUCUGUUUGUUUGUUAAUCUUAAUCUUCUUUCUAGCAAUUGAACCUGGAUUGAAUUUAACUAUUUGGAUGUGAUGCCAAUGUUUAAGUGUUGUUUGAUUUGCUCUUGCCA
Molecule: messenger RNA, 2272 nt
Organism: Elaeis guineensis (African oil palm)
Lineage: Eukaryota; Viridiplantae; Streptophyta; Magnoliopsida; Arecales; Arecaceae
Source: RefSeq, a predicted model, not a curated record